Messenger RNA from Magnolia sinica, 1667 nucleotides. Its product is annotated as protein STRICTOSIDINE SYNTHASE-LIKE 10-like. The transcript is spliced from 3 exons. Gene Ontology annotation, molecular function: strictosidine synthase activity. Gene Ontology annotation, biological process: biosynthetic process. Lineage: Eukaryota; Viridiplantae; Streptophyta; Magnoliopsida; Magnoliales; Magnoliaceae. The record is from RefSeq and is a predicted model, not a curated record. Bases 179 to 1315 code for a protein of 378 amino acids.
GUACCAAUGGUUUGGAUACAGAAAGUGGGGCCCACUUUUACAAUCCAUCUGGCCCAGUCAUUGUAUAAUAAUACAUCUUUUAUGCUAUUGUUCCUAACAAUAAUAUAAGUAGGAGAAACGCAAAUCCAAACCAUUUCCAUUCUUUCCGAACAAGCAAGCAAGCAACCAAGCCAAAGCCAUGAAGUUGAAGGUUCUCUUCGUUACAGUUGCGAUUGUAUUCAUCUCUAUCUUCCUAGCCCUCCGUCCUUUCCAAACUCUUUUCAAUACUCCCUUUCUAGCAACUGGAGCCUCCAACAAGUUCAGGGGCUCGGAAUUAAUCAGUGUCGUUGGUGCAGUCGGCCCUGAAAGCCUUGCUUUCGAUCCAAACGGAGGAGGGCCCUACACCGGCGUAUCCGACGGUCGGAUUCUCAAGUGGCACGGGAAAGAUAUUGGAUGGAUUGAAUUUGCAGUCACUUCUCCCCAUUACUUGACGAGAAGGAACGAUUGUGAGGGUUCACAUGACCCGGGAUUGGAGCACGUGUGUGGACGCCCCUUAGGACUGCGGUUCGAUGAGAAGACUGGCAAUCUCUACAUAGCCGACGCUUACUAUGGGCUACUCAUGGUGGGCCCCAGUGGUGGAUCAGCCGUACAACUGGCAAGUCAUGUCAAUGGCAACCCUUUCCGUUUCACCAAUGAUUUGGACGUAGAUCACGAGAGUGGAGCUGUUUAUUUUACUGACAGCAGUGCACGCUUUCAACGGAGGCAAUUCUUGUCAACGAUCAUCAGCGGGGAUAAAACGGGGAGGCUGAUGAAAUACAGUCUGGAAACAAAACAAGUAACAGUUCUUCUACAUGGCCUGUCCUUGCCAAACGGCAUUACGCUUAGUAAAGAUGGCUCCUUCCUCCUAAUCUCAGAGACCACUGCUUGUCGAAUUCUAAGGUUUUGGCUUCGAACUUCAAAGGCCGGAACCACCGAAGUAUUUUCCCAGCUCCCAGGAUUCCCAGAUAACAUCAGGAGAAGCCCGAGCGGAGACUUUUGGGUGGCAUUACAUUCGAAAAGAGGAAAGAUCUUGGAAUGGAUUCUUUCUAUUUCGUUGGUAGGUGAUGCAUUAGUUAGACUACUCCCCAUUAACAUCGAGCAAUUCUAUUCAUAUCUGGUUAGAUGGCGUGGGAAUGAUGCAAUGGCACUGAGGUUGAGCGAGGAAGGUGAGGUUUUGGAGGUGUUGGAAGAUAUAGGUGGGAAAGUUUUGAGGUUUGUUAGUGAAGUUGUGGAGAUUAAUGGGAGUUUAUGGAUUGGAUCGGUGGUCAUGCCUUUUGUUGGUUUCUUUAAGCUCUAGAACAUUUAAGAUAAGAUAUAUAUAAAGCAUCUAAAUUUUUAGUUCUGGAUUAUGGUAAAUUGACACACGUGUACAAGAUCAUGACUGUUCAUUGUUCUCCUGUUGUGCAUUGAUAUCAAGUGCCGAUAAUAACACUAGGGAGAUGAUCUUAUCCAUCUAUGAGAUGAUUUUGCAAAUUGAACUUGACCGCUAGUUCAUCUCUAUCUUCAAAUUCCGGGAGUCCUCCCAUCAGUGGCUAGGAUUAGAGUGUGAUAUUGUCCCUCAGGCCCAGAUCCUUUGCAUGUGUAUCACAUGUGUGGAUAUUGGAUGCUUUGUAAGUUUGAUAAUAUUGAAUGUACAACGUGUUUGGAUA